This is a messenger RNA of Brassica napus (rape), 1195 nucleotides long. Its product is annotated as proline-rich receptor-like protein kinase PERK12. The transcript is spliced from 2 exons. The record is from RefSeq and is a predicted model, not a curated record. Lineage: Eukaryota; Viridiplantae; Streptophyta; Magnoliopsida; Brassicales; Brassicaceae. The coding region runs from base 216 to 761 and encodes 181 amino acids.
UACUCCGAAUCAAUACUGUCCAGCGUGAAGACAACGCCUGUAAAAAAGGUAAAAUCGAAGAGGAAGCGUAUAAGCGACGUGAGGAAUCAGGAAAUCAUUACCUAUAUAAACUGAAACCAGAGAUCCUCUUCGCCUCAUUCUCUCCACAAACCCUAAAGCUUUUAUAAUUUCAGUUUCUCAAAAUCGGAAUCGUUUGCUUUAUUUGAAGAUCAAGAAUGAAGAUUGGUGUUUCUGAGCCAGAGCGUUGCGGUUGCGACACGUGUGUCCAGCAUCGCACUUUCAUUACUCAAGAAACCGAACCGAGCAAAGUGAAUGGCUCAUCGGUUCCUGUUAGUUCCGGACCAGUUGAAGCUCUUGGUUCCACCUCAGAUCAGAGUUCCGGAACAGAGACUCCACCACUCGCUCCUCCUCCUCCUCCUCCUGUCACCACAUCGGUUAAUCCUGAACCGGCGCAGUCUGUUGAUGAUGCUCAUGGCGAUGCAUCCUCGAAAUCAUCUCCAGUUCAAACUUCUUCACCACCAACAACCAUAUUCAGUUUCCCUCCUGUUAGUUCCCAACCAGCGCGAGAUCUUGUUCCCACCGGUUCAUUGCCAGGUCCUUCUAUUGGUUGUUCAUUGCCAGGUCCUUUUAUUGGUUUUCCAUCUCCCUUUCCUACUUCCGGACCAUCUAUAUCCUCCUCGUCAUGCCAAGCUUUUGUCACCAACCUUGUCGGUUCCAGACUAUCUAGAUGGGGACCACCAGUGCAAGCUCCUCCUUUUUAGUUCAACCGCUUCCACAUCCUCAACUUGGGGAUCAGUGCAAGCUCCUGUCCAAGCUAGUGCACCCAACACUGCUUCUGCUUUUCCUCCACCGUUUAGCUACCCUGGUGCUGGUUGUUUAGCCAGACCUAAUGUUGGUCUCUCUCAAAUCGUUUCUUCACCGUUUGUGCCAACGCACGACUUUGGAGUUUGCGCUUCAAGGACUACCCCAAAAGAUCCUUUCCCAGGAUUUAGUGUUGAUUACUUGCCCAGAGGUCCCUCUGGACCACACCCACAAACUACUACACCAGUGUCUGGUGGUGGAACUGAACAAGGUUGUAGGUAUCCUCGUUAUUCACCUACACCAGAUUUUGACUCUUCUGGAGGUCCAGCCAAGCUUGUGAUGUCCAUAUCUGCUUCCAACUCACAUGGACAUAAAAGUCAUGAAGAGUUGAGGU